Molecule: messenger RNA, 1236 nt
Organism: Fusarium subglutinans
Lineage: Eukaryota; Fungi; Ascomycota; Sordariomycetes; Hypocreales; Nectriaceae
Product: lysophospholipase L1
Exons: 2
Coding region: 1-1236 (411 amino acids)
Source: RefSeq, a predicted model, not a curated record
AUGAAAUCUCUGUUCAAGUGGGUGACAGUCUGGGCACCAACACCUCAGCCUACUGAGGAGGCAGAUAUGCCAUCCUGUCUAUUUACGCAGCAUGAGGUUGCUUUUCAGAAUACCACCAUCCGACAGACUUUGAGGGUGACAGCAGGCGGGGACUAUAUCCGGAUUCGCCUGACGAACCUGUUUGGGCUGGAGAUAUUGCACAUCUCAAGCGUUGUGAUUGCUGUUCCUCGGCCGCAUGACUCACUCAAUCCCGGUGGUUCUCCCUCUAUCAUUAAGGGCACAGCACAGCAGGUUUUGUUUGAUGGCGAACAACCGACCUCAGUGCCUGGCGGCUCCCACGUGGUAUCAGACUCUCUCAAAUUUCCAGCCAAGGCGGGACAAGUCCUGUCAAUUACCAUCUUUCUCCAGAAAGGCCAUCAUUCUCAACAAAUAACCUCCCAUCCUGGAAGUCGCACAGACUCCUGGCUUUGUCAUGGCGACCAGUCGAUGGCAUCUGAACUCUCCGGCCCUGACUUGCAGUCGUCGACACAUUGGUAUUUCCUCUCUGGAGUCGAAAUAUGUCUAGAUGCUGCUCAUCAUGGAACCCUGGUUCUUUUGGGCGAUAGCAUAACCGACGGACGCUGUAGCACGGAUAAUGCAAAUAACCGCUGGCCUGACCUUUUAUUUGAACGCAUGCAGCGGCAUCCAUACGCGCAGAAUAUUGCAAUCAUUAACCAGGCCGUGGGCGGUGGAAAGGUUCUACAAGAUGGAAAAGGACCAAGUCUUUUGAGUCGCCUGGAUCGCGACGCUAUUGCUCAGCCAGGUCGACGUUACAUCCUAGUUUUCCAUGGAGUAAACGACCUUGGAACGGCGGGUUCUGACAUAGUAUCCUUGCAGGAGGUCACAAGGGCUCUCAAAAAGGCUUAUCGCCAGAUUGUCUCGCGCUGCCAUGCGCACGAUUUGCAUGUCUUGGGUGCCACUAUUGGGCCGAUGGGUGGUAACGAACCUUAUGGAACCUGCGAACUGCGUGAAAGAGCGCGCCAGGAUGUGAACGAUUGGAUCAGGACGUCUGGCGUAUUUGACGCAGUGGUAGACUUUGACUAUGUCCUGCGAUCUACUAAAGAUGUUGGUCGAUUGAAGGAAGAGUACGACUCUGGAGACCACUUGCACCCAAACGUUGCAGCGUUCCAAGCGAUGGCAGCUGCCUUUCCAUUGGACGUAUUUAAGCCAUUCGACCCAUUUGAGACUUCUCGCUAA